UUAGCUCUAGUCUGAACGUAGCAGGAAUAUUGUAGCAUUUGCAUAAAGUUAUAUUUAACAAAUGUUGCUUGGGUAUUUAGCCUCAAUCUAGUGUGCUCCUGGUUCUUGCUGCCUUCACAAAGUAAACCACAAAAUAAACCAUGUCCUUGUCAUAACAUGGCAACUGUUCGAGAGCAGAUACUGCCCUCCGAGCAGGAUUUGGAAAAGGAGAAGCAGGCCUUACUUGGAUUGAAGUUCUUGGAAACAGUCUGGAGCAUGAUCUGCGUUGGAAUCCGCAUCUUUGGCAUCCGCAACGAAACGGAACCGUUACCUCGCGGAAUGUUCUUCUGUGGAGUCUUCCUAGGAUUCACAAUAGUUUCUGUAUUCUUUUUCGUGAUUGUUUGCUGCCGUAUUUGCAAGGUUAGUUAUGUUGCAGAAGCAGUUGUAUCGUCAAUGGGAUUCAUCGCAUUUGCGACAUGUGGCUUUUUAGCGAUGUAUCACGUGGAAAAACAUACUCACCUGAUCGAUAAAAAGGGAUGGUACCACAAAUUGUUCAUCCUCAGCCGAUUGGAGAGCAUAUUUUCGAUGCAAACUGCCGGAAUUUUUCUAGUGCAUGGAGUGCUAGUGCUGGAUAUUAUGGGCUGCAUGGACAAACUGUUUGGGAGCAUUCAUUCGCGAGUCAGCCAGAUGAGCAUUGAAGGAAGAGACAAGCAUGCUUACGAGCGAUUGAGAUUGAAUCCGUUUUGGAGGCCACCGUUUGAAAAACUGAGUACGAUCUGUUGUCACUCAUGUGAAAGAGUUCCAGAAGAAGCAAAUUAAUUUAUUUUUCAAUUCAAUUUUGCGGUUUUUCGUAAUAAAAAAAAAAGAAGUUCAUCGUUGCGUAAAA
This is a messenger RNA of Aedes aegypti (yellow fever mosquito), 865 nucleotides long. RefSeq lists its product as uncharacterized. Bases 157 to 798 code for a protein of 213 amino acids. NCBI's taxonomy places the organism in Eukaryota, Metazoa, Arthropoda, Insecta, Diptera, Culicidae. The transcript has 2 exons. The record is from RefSeq and is a predicted model, not a curated record.